Molecule: messenger RNA, 3025 nt
Organism: Nothobranchius furzeri (turquoise killifish)
Lineage: Eukaryota; Metazoa; Chordata; Actinopteri; Cyprinodontiformes; Nothobranchiidae
Product: gastrin-releasing peptide receptor-like
Biological process (GO): G protein-coupled receptor signaling pathway
Cellular component (GO): plasma membrane
Molecular function (GO): neuropeptide receptor activity
Source: RefSeq, a predicted model, not a curated record
AAAUGGUAAAUUAAAUGUUGCUUUCUUAUCAGUUCCUCCUGUUUCUGUCCUCAGCAAUAAUAAUACCCAUGGAUUUCUCAGAUUUGCAUCAUGUGCAAAACUGCGCACAAAUGAGCAGAUUUAUUGGAAGAUGCACAGAGAACGAUGUGAUUUUUACCUGAAGGUGUAAAUCAGCUCCAUCUUUUCAGCCUCGUGACGCACGCGCGUGUAGGAGGGCAGAGAGAGUUUAUAAAUCAGCCAGGACGCAGGGAGGACGCACCAGUGCCCACUACUCCUCCUGAGCUGUGAUGUCUCAGCAGGAUCAGCUGGUUUUGACCCCAGAGGACAGCUCCCUCCUCAACGUAUCCAAGGCGUUAUGGGAUCCAUCCAUGGAGCAGCAGCAGUACAUCAUCUGGAUCCCUGGCAUCGGGAUCGCUGCCAUAUACGGGAUCAUCAUCAUCGUGGGUCUUGUGGGGAACGUGACUUUGAUGAAGACGUGUCUGCUGGUGAAGACGAUGCGCACGGUGCCAAACUUGUUCCUGUCCAGCCUGGCUCUGGGGGACCUGCUGCUGCUGGUCACCUGCGCCCCGGUGGACGCCAGCCGGUACCUGCUGGACGAGUGGCUCUUCGGCCGCGUCGGCUGCAAACUCAUCCCGUUCAUCCAGCUGACCUCAGUGGGAGUGUCGGUGUUCACCCUCACUGCGCUCUCGGCUGACCGGUACAAAGCUAUCGUCAAGCCACUGGAUAUCCACAGACCCAAUGCCACGCUCAGCAUCGGUCUACGUGUCGGAGCCAUCUGGCUCCUCUCUGUGAUGCUGGCCAUUCCUGAAGCCAUGUUCUCCGACCUGCACGCCUUCACCACCAGCCACACCAAUGAGACGUUUGUCACCUGCGCGCCUUACCCCCACGCUGGGGAGCUGCAUCCAAAGAUCCACUCCACCGCCUCCUUCCUCAUCUUCUACGUAAUCCCACUUCUCAUCAUAUCUGUUUACUACUGCUUCAUAGCUCGUAGUCUGGUCAGCAGCUCUGCAGACAUCUCUGCAGAGGGACACCUGCACCUUCAGAAACAGAUCAAGUCCAGGAAGCGUCUGGCCAAGACUGUGCUGGUGUUUGUGGGUUUGUUUGCAGUCUGCUGGCUCCCCAGUCACGUGAUCUACCUGUACCGCUCCUACCACUACGCCCAGGUGGACACAUCCCUGGCUCAUUUCAUCGCCAGCGUGUGCGCUCGCAUCUUGGCCUUCACCAACUCCUGCGUGAACCCGUUUGCUCUCUACCUGAUGAGCAAAAGGUUCAGCAAACACUUCAGACACCAGCUGAUGUGCUGCAGCUCUCCUAGAUGGCUCUACAGCCAAAACAGCGCCAGCACCAACGUGACCACCGUCUGAAGGGACCUUGUAACUUUUCAUCCAGUAAACUUCUGUGAAUUCUUGUCAGAUUCUUGCAUGAUGGUAACUUUCGUUGAGUUUGUUCCCUGCAGAUUUAAACAUGCCGUUUAUAAAACCUGUUACAAAACCUUUCUCUGGUGGAAAUGUUUUUUUUUUCUUUUUGUUGUGUUCAUAUUAUCUGACAUCUAAAUGUAAUAUAUAAAAAAGUCAUGUCAUGGUGGUAAACCUAAAGCCAUUUAGAUGUAGCAAUUAUGUGUUAUUAUAUGGUUUUAAGGGAAACUGAUCGCAGCUGCCAUUAGAAGUAGACAGACAUUAGUUUUUUAUGCGUUUUUGUUUCCUCCUUUAUAGCAGUAAUUAUUUAAGAAGCUUAGAGUGGAGCAAAGUUUCUCUCUGAUCUUCAAAUGUUUGACGAAUGUAAAAUAUUCAGCUGAACACAUAGCUGUCUUGUUCUUUGUAAACUGUAUGUAUGUGAUGAAUUACAUUAACAUGUUGCAGUAAUUAAAAAUGUGAUUUUAUUGAACGGUUGUGAUUUAGGCUUUGCUUCUCUAUGCUGCAGGUAUAAAUUAUUUCUCAAUAAAAUGAUUAUAAAGUAAGUUUUGCUUCAGGCUGAAUACUAAGUUUGAGUCAUUCAUAAAAAUGCGAGUCUUACAAAAGCCCCAAACAGAAAAAUCACCUGAAAAACGGCAAAACUACUUCACCUUCUAAGCAGUGGUGCUCCCAAGAGGUGGCCAGGGGGGCCACCCCUAAAAUAAAAUGCCCACACAGCACAACAGUAACAUUUAAAACAAGAACUGUUUGAAAUUUGGAAAAUUUUUCAGAAAUGUUUGUGUUUCUCUAAUUUGAGGUUAAUGUAUAUGCGUAUUUUUAAUGAAAAAAAAAAUGAAGGAACAAUGUAAUGAAACAGAGGCGUUUUACCCACACGCUCCUUUUCAAGUGGGAGUGAUUCUGAAAUAAAACAGGAACAAAAGCAUUCCACACAGCUGAUCCUCUGAGGUCACAAGAUCACAGGACAAUUGCCAAAUCACGCGAGAUUUUGGAAGUUACGAGCAAGGACAAAGACAGCAGCAUGUACUCACAAAUAGCUGUGGCUUAUUUUAUGUUCUGUUUAACAUAGACUACAGGGGUUUUAAUAGGAAAUUAUGGACGUUUACCUGCACGUGACUUUUAUUUAGAAAGUCUCGUCAUAUUUUGCACCGCUUUUUUGUUUGAAUUUCUGUCUGAGGAUUUUGAUAUGUUUCGGAAGUGUAGCCCAUAAAAAAUAGACUUGAAACAUACACUUUGCUGCCGGUGGAAGAAGAACCCUUCCAUUAUAACGACAGCUAAUUGCGACACUUUCUCGCCCGGUGGAAGGAAGCUUCAGUUACUACAGUGACCAAUUUGGUGUGACGCCCCAGAAAUUUCAUUGGCCCCUCAUGAAAUAUUUCUGGAUACACCACUGCUUCUAAGACCUUUCAUGCUGGAGCGUCUGCUUCCUUUUCACACUUCGUCAUUGCUAUAGCAGGUGGUUCCUGCGGGAAGUGCUACAGCUAGCUCCUGCUGCUACUUGAGCUCACAAGUUUUAUCUGAAAAUUGAUGAAACACAAAACUGUUGGUGAUGUAAAGAUUUCCAAACCACCUUUCAUAUAAGAUGCUAAAACAGCAUAUAGCUCAUUGAAUGUAGU